Homo sapiens (human) is the source of this 8108-nucleotide messenger RNA. It is a transcript of the gene CLIP1, whose product is annotated as CAP-Gly domain containing linker protein 1. Lineage: Eukaryota; Metazoa; Chordata; Mammalia; Primates; Hominidae. The record is from RefSeq and is marked reviewed. Gene Ontology annotation, cellular component: cytoplasmic vesicle membrane; microtubule cytoskeleton; cytoskeleton. The transcript is spliced from 25 exons. The coding region runs from base 256 to 6702 and encodes 2148 amino acids.
AGCGCGCGCCCGCCCGGCCCCGCGGCGGCGGCGGCGCGUCACGCUCUCCCCCGCCCCGAGCCGACGAGCCGGGAGGCGGGAGGCGGCGGCCGCGGCGGCUGCUGCUGCUGCAGUGGGACAGGUGGCGGCGACCGGCGGCGUCCGAGGAGAUUUAAUCCAGAGACUGACUUCACUAUAGAACCCACAGUUGUAUCAAUGGUUGGGGAAAGAUAGUGGCAACAGGCAAAGGAGAAACAGCUCUGACAUACAAAGAAAAUGAGUAUGCUAAAGCCAAGUGGGCUUAAGGCCCCCACCAAGAUCCUGAAGCCUGGAAGCACAGCUCUGAAGACACCUACGGCUGUUGUAGCUCCAGUAGAAAAAACCAUAUCCAGUGAAAAAGCAUCAAGCACUCCAUCAUCUGAGACUCAGGAGGAAUUUGUGGAUGACUUUCGAGUUGGGGAGCGAGUUUGGGUGAAUGGAAAUAAGCCUGGAUUUAUCCAGUUUCUUGGAGAAACCCAGUUUGCACCAGGCCAGUGGGCUGGAAUUGUUUUAGAUGAACCCAUAGGCAAGAACGAUGGUUCGGUGGCAGGAGUUCGGUAUUUCCAGUGUGAACCUUUAAAGGGCAUAUUUACCCGACCUUCAAAGUUAACAAGGAAGGUGCAAGCAGAAGAUGAAGCUAAUGGCCUGCAGACAACGCCCGCCUCCCGAGCUACUUCACCGCUGUGCACUUCUACGGCCAGCAUGGUGUCUUCCUCCCCCUCCACCCCUUCAAACAUCCCUCAGAAACCAUCACAGCCAGCAGCAAAGGAACCUUCAGCUACGCCUCCGAUCAGCAACCUUACAAAAACUGCCAGUGAAUCUAUCUCCAACCUUUCAGAGGCUGGCUCAAUCAAGAAAGGAGAAAGAGAGCUCAAAAUCGGAGACAGAGUAUUGGUUGGUGGCACUAAGGCUGGUGUAGUCCGGUUUCUUGGGGAGACCGACUUUGCCAAGGGGGAGUGGUGUGGCGUGGAGUUAGAUGAGCCACUUGGGAAGAAUGAUGGCGCUGUUGCUGGAACAAGGUAUUUUCAGUGUCAACCCAAAUAUGGCUUGUUCGCUCCUGUCCACAAAGUUACCAAGAUUGGCUUCCCUUCCACUACACCAGCCAAAGCCAAGGCCAACGCAGUGAGGCGAGUGAUGGCGACCACGUCCGCCAGCCUGAAGCGCAGCCCUUCUGCCUCUUCCCUCAGCUCCAUGAGCUCAGUGGCCUCCUCUGUGAGCAGCAGGCCCAGUCGGACAGGACUAUUGACUGAAACCUCCUCCCGUUACGCCAGGAAGAUCUCCGGUACCACUGCCCUCCAGGAGGCCCUGAAGGAGAAGCAGCAGCACAUUGAGCAGCUGCUGGCGGAACGGGAUCUGGAGAGGGCGGAGGUGGCCAAGGCCACGAGCCACGUGGGGGAGAUAGAGCAGGAGCUAGCUCUGGCCCGGGACGGACAUGACCAGCAUGUCCUGGAAUUGGAAGCCAAAAUGGACCAGCUGCGAACAAUGGUGGAAGCUGCUGACAGGGAGAAGGUGGAGCUUCUCAACCAGCUUGAAGAGGAGAAAAGGAAGGUUGAGGACCUUCAGUUCCGGGUUGAAGAAGAAUCAAUUACCAAAGGUGAUCUUGAGGUGGCUACAGUUUCAGAAAAGUCACGUAUAAUGGAACUGGAGAAAGACCUAGCAUUGAGAGUACAGGAAGUAGCUGAGCUCCGAAGAAGGCUAGAGUCCAAUAAGCCUGCUGGGGAUGUGGACAUGUCACUUUCCCUUUUGCAAGAGAUAAGCUCUUUGCAAGAAAAGUUAGAAGUCACCCGUACUGACCACCAGAGAGAAAUAACUUCUCUGAAGGAGCAUUUUGGAGCCCGGGAAGAAACUCAUCAGAAGGAGAUAAAGGCUCUGUAUACCGCCACGGAAAAGCUUUCCAAAGAGAACGAGUCAUUGAAAAGCAAGCUGGAGCAUGCCAACAAAGAGAACUCAGAUGUGAUAGCUCUAUGGAAGUCCAAACUGGAGACUGCCAUCGCAUCCCACCAGCAGGCGAUGGAAGAACUGAAGGUAUCUUUCAGCAAAGGGCUUGGAACAGAGACGGCAGAAUUUGCUGAACUAAAAACACAAAUAGAGAAAAUGAGACUAGAUUACCAACACGAAAUAGAAAAUUUGCAGAAUCAACAAGACUCUGAACGGGCUGCCCAUGCUAAAGAGAUGGAAGCCUUGAGGGCUAAACUGAUGAAAGUUAUUAAAGAAAAGGAAAACAGUCUGGAAGCCAUCAGGUCGAAACUGGACAAAGCAGAAGACCAGCAUCUCGUAGAAAUGGAAGACACGUUAAACAAAUUACAGGAAGCUGAAAUAAAGGUAAAGGAGCUAGAGGUACUGCAAGCCAAAUGCAAUGAACAAACCAAGGUUAUUGAUAAUUUUACAUCACAGCUCAAGGCUACUGAAGAAAAGCUCUUGGAUCUUGAUGCACUUCGGAAAGCCAGUUCCGAAGGUAAAUCGGAAAUGAAGAAACUUAGACAGCAGCUUGAGGCAGCUGAGAAACAGAUUAAACAUUUAGAGAUUGAAAAGAAUGCUGAAAGUAGCAAGGCUAGUAGCAUUACCAGAGAGCUCCAGGGGAGAGAGCUAAAGCUUACUAACCUUCAGGAAAAUUUGAGUGAAGUCAGUCAAGUGAAAGAGACUUUGGAAAAAGAACUUCAGAUUUUGAAAGAAAAGUUUGCUGAAGCUUCAGAGGAGGCAGUCUCUGUUCAGAGAAGUAUGCAAGAAACUGUAAAUAAGUUACACCAAAAGGAGGAACAGUUUAACAUGCUGUCUUCUGACUUGGAGAAGCUGAGAGAAAACUUAGCAGAUAUGGAGGCAAAAUUUAGAGAGAAAGAUGAGAGAGAAGAGCAGCUGAUAAAGGCAAAGGAAAAACUGGAAAAUGACAUUGCAGAAAUAAUGAAGAUGUCAGGAGAUAACUCUUCUCAGCUGACAAAAAUGAACGAUGAAUUACGUCUGAAAGAAAGAGAUGUAGAAGAAUUACAGCUAAAACUUACAAAGGCUAAUGAAAAUGCAAGUUUUCUGCAAAAAAGUAUUGAGGACAUGACUGUCAAAGCUGAACAGAGCCAGCAAGAAGCAGCUAAAAAGCAUGAGGAAGAAAAGAAAGAAUUGGAGAGGAAAUUGUCGGACCUGGAAAAGAAAAUGGAAACAAGCCACAACCAGUGUCAGGAGCUGAAAGCCAGGUAUGAGAGAGCCACUUCUGAGACAAAAACCAAGCAUGAAGAAAUCCUACAGAACCUCCAGAAGACGCUGCUGGACACAGAGGACAAGCUGAAGGGCGCACGGGAGGAGAACAGUGGCUUGCUGCAGGAGCUGGAGGAGCUGAGAAAGCAAGCCGACAAAGCCAAAUCGCUAACUUAUUUGUUAACAUCAGCCAAAAAAGAAAUUGAACUAAUGUCAGAAGAGCUGAGGGGUCUGAAAUCAGAGAAGCAGCUUCUUUCUCAGGAGGGAAAUGAUUUAAAGUUAGAAAACGGUUCACUUUUAUCCAAGCUUGUAGAAUUGGAGGCCAAAAUAGCUUUACUUCAGGGAGACCAGCAGAAACUGUGGUCAGUGAAUGAAACUCUUAAUUUAGAAAAGGAGAAAUUCUUAGAAGAAAAGCAAGAUGCCGAAAAGUAUUAUGAGCAGGAACAUCUCAAUAAAGAAGCUUUGGCUGUUGAGAGAGAGAAAUUGCUUAAAGAAAUCAAUGUUGUACAGGAAGAACUCUUGAAGAUAAAUGUGGAAAAUGACUCUUUGCAAGCUUCCAAGGUGAGCAUGCAGGCACUCAUUGAAGAGCUCCAGCUCAGCAAAGAUACUUUGAUUGCUAAGACUGAGAAGGACCAGGAAGAAAAAGAUCACCUGGAGGACCAGAUCAAGAAACUUAUUACCGAAAACUUCAUCUUGGCCAAAGAUAAGGAUGACAUCAUUCAGAAGCUUCAAAGGUCUUAUGAGGAGCUAGUCAAAGAUCAGAAAGCUUUGGUACAGGAGACUGAAGAUCUCACAGCUGAGAAAAAGUCAGCUUUAGAGAAAUUGUCCAAUCUCGAUAACACGUGCAUAGCCUUAAAGGUAGAACGAGAUAAUGUUCUUCAGAACAACAGAAAUCUGCAGUUAGAGACGGACAUGCUGCUUCAAGAUCAGGAAAAGCUGAAUGCCAGCCUCCAGGCCGCUCUCCAGGUCAAACAGCUGCUCCGCUCAGAAGCCAGUGGGCUCCGCGCACAGCUGGAUGAUGCCAGCAAGGCCCUGAGGAAGGCAGAGCUGGAGACCGUGCAACUCGAGGCCGCAAACACAAGCCUCACGAAGCUCUUGGAGGAAAUUAAGGCCAGGCGGGCGGUCACGGACUCCGAGUGCAUCCAGCUUCUGCAUGAGAAAGAAACCUUGGCUGCCUCCGAGAGAAGGCUCUUGGCUGAGAAAGAGGAACUUUUAAGUGAAAAUAGAAUAAUCACUGAAAAACUCCACAAAUGCUUAGAAGAGGCUGCCCAUACUGAGAUGAGCCUGAAUGAGAAGAUCACUUACCUGACUUCCGAGAAGGAGAUGGCUUCUCAGAAAAUGACUGAACUUAAAAAGCAGCAGGAUAGUCUCUUGAAAGAAAAAUCCUCACUGGAAACGCAAAAUGGAGCUUUACUUGCAGAGAGAGAGAAUUCCAUCAAAGCCAUAGGAGACCUCAAAAGGCAAUGUGAUCAAGAGUCUGCAAACAGAAGUUUAGUUGUGCAAGAGAAUAUGAAACUCCUCGGUAAUAUUGAUGCUCUGAAGAAGGAGCUUCAAGAGAGAAAAAAGGAAAACCAAGAACUAGUGGCCAGCAAGUGCGACCUCUCUUUGAUGCUGAAAGAGGCUCAAAAUACCAAAAAGAAUCUGGAAAAAGAACACACUCACAUAUUGCAAGCAAAGGAGAGUUUGGAUGCUCAACUUAACACGUGUUGUUCCGAGAAGAACAUUUUGCUGAGAGAUGGCUUGAACCUGCAAGAAGAGUGUCACAAAUUAAGCAAGGAGAUCCAGGAAAUGCAGCAGUCCUUAAUCCUGGAACAGGAAGCCAGAGCAAAGGAGAGCGAGUCAUCCUUGUACGAAAACAAUCAACUUCACGGGAGGAUGGUGCUCCUGGAGCAGGAGGUGGAGGAGUUAAGAGUGUGUAUCGAGGAGCUGCAGUCCGAGAAGUUUGUGCUACUUCAAGAGAAGAGCAAAUCAGAGCAAGAACUGGCAGAGAUAAUCGAGGAGAAGGAACUGUUGACUGCAGAAGCAGCUCAACUUGCUGCCCAUAUAAAGACUCUGAAAAGUGAUUUUGCUGCCUUGUCCAAAUCCAAGGCAGAGCUGCAGGAACUGCACAGCUGCCUCACCAAGAUUCUGGAUGACCUUCAGCGGAACCAUGAGGUGACCCUGGCCGAAAAAGCCCAGGUGAUGCAAGACAACCAGAACCUCCUGGCUGAGAAGAGCGAAAUGAUGCUGGAAAAGGAUGAGCUCCUGAAGGAGAAGGAAACCCUGGCAGAAAGCUACUUCAUCCUUCAGAAAGAGAUCAGCCAGUUGGCCAAAACCAACAGCCAUAUUUCAGCCAAUCUCCUAGAAUCUCAAAAUGAAAACCGUACUUUGAGAAAAGACAAGAACAAGCUUACUCUUAAAAUUAGAGAGCUCGAGACUCUUCAGUCAUUUACGGCUGCUCAAACAGCGGAAGAUGCCAUGCAGAUAAUGGAACAGAUGACCAAAGAGAAGACUGAGACUCUGGCCUCCUUGGAGGACACCAAGCAAACAAAUGCAAAACUACAGAAUGAAUUGGACACACUUAAAGAAAACAACUUGAAAAAUGUGGAAGAGCUGAACAAAUCAAAAGAACUCCUGACUGUAGAGAAUCAAAAAAUGGAAGAAUUUAGGAAAGAAAUAGAAACCCUAAAGCAGGCAGCAGCUCAGAAGUCCCAGCAGCUUUCAGCGUUGCAAGAAGAGAACGUUAAACUUGCUGAGGAGCUGGGGAGAAGCAGGGACGAAGUCACAAGUCAUCAAAAGCUGGAAGAAGAAAGAUCUGUGCUCAAUAAUCAGUUGUUAGAAAUGAAAAAAAGAGAAUCCAAGUUCAUAAAAGACGCAGAUGAAGAGAAAGCUUCCUUGCAGAAAUCCAUCAGUAUAACUAGUGCCUUACUCACAGAAAAGGAUGCCGAGCUGGAGAAACUGAGAAAUGAGGUCACAGUGCUCAGGGGAGAAAACGCCUCUGCCAAGUCCUUGCAUUCAGUUGUUCAGACUCUAGAGUCUGAUAAGGUGAAGCUCGAGCUCAAGGUAAAGAACUUGGAGCUUCAACUCAAAGAAAACAAGAGGCAGCUCAGCAGCUCCUCAGGUAAUACAGACACUCAGGCAGACGAGGAUGAAAGAGCCCAGGAGAGUCAGAUUGAUUUCCUAAAUUCAGUAAUAGUGGACCUUCAAAGGAAGAAUCAAGACCUCAAGAUGAAGGUGGAGAUGAUGUCAGAAGCAGCCCUGAAUGGGAACGGGGAUGACCUAAACAAUUAUGACAGUGAUGAUCAGGAGAAACAGUCCAAGAAGAAACCUCGCCUCUUCUGUGACAUUUGUGACUGCUUUGAUCUCCACGACACAGAGGAUUGUCCUACCCAGGCACAGAUGUCAGAGGACCCUCCCCAUUCCACACACCAUGGCAGUCGGGGUGAGGAACGCCCAUACUGUGAAAUCUGUGAGAUGUUUGGACACUGGGCCACCAACUGCAAUGACGACGAAACCUUCUGAUGAAGCCUCCAGUGGAGAACUGGGCUUGCUCAGACGCACUCGCAUUGACACAACGUAACACCAGCAUUGUGUGUGCAGACUUCAGGAGAACUCAUGUUAUUUUUUAACCCCGUCAACAAAUCUAGGAAAAUAUUUUGAUCUUCAACAAAUUGCCCUUUAGUCUCCCCGUAUGAGUUAGAAUAAUAAAUAUUUAGUAGGUGAGUUUUCACCUCGAAUUUUGUUUUCUUGAUUUUUACGUUUGAAGACAUUGCACCAGAUGCCAUUACAUUUAUUGGCCCCCCGACCUUGUAGAAAAACCCCUACCCUCACAAUACCUUAUUUAAGUAACUUUAAAUUAUGCCGUUACUUUUCAUAUUUGCACUAAGAUAUUUCCAGGCUGCAUUUGUAUAUUUAGAUUUUUUGGUUAAGCUUUGACACUGGAAUGAGUUGAAAAAAUGUGCCAUUUUGCAUUUUCAUCUACUCAUUUAAAGUAUUUUAUUCUUAUUCAAAGAAAUAUCUGAGCUCUUUGCACUACCUGUUAUCAGUAGUGCCUUUACUUCAGGCUUGAUAAUACUUAGGUGUGAUUAUAAAAUCAUGAAGCAGGUAAAGGGAGGGGCAAGCCCCCAAACUGCUGUGGGGACAUUUUAUAAUCUAUAUGCUGCACCCACUUAAUCUACUGUGGUGUUUUGUUUAUUAGUUUUGCAUAAUUUCAGCUUCUAUAUAUUGUAUGUAUAUAUUUUUUAAAAAUCUAUAUUUUGGGAAAAAAACAUACACAAUGUGUCUUUCUUUUUGGACAUUUACCUUUUUGAAAAAGAAAACACUUAAAAUGAUCAUUAGGACAUAACAGACUAGGCCAGACAUAGCAUCUUGUGGCUUUGCAACCAUUUUCAUUUGUUUGUUUUCCUUUUAUUUCUUCACCAGAUUUAAAUAACUGGAGGAAUUUUCUCCAAUUUUUUUUUCCUUCUCUGGCAGGUAUCCCCAGCAGUCAAUUAACAAUAAGCCAGUAUAAAACACCUAAAUAACCAAUCUACAAUCUCCCUUCACAAGUUUUUUUACUGUUUUUAGAUGAAUGUACGAUGAGAAAUUCAACGUUAAUAAUUCUGGAUUUUCUUAUCACAAAAAAGAAAAUGAAGGACCUCAAAGCACCUGAACAGUUUAUCGACCAGUUUGAAUCUAUUUAUCUUCAUUUGAAUGUCUUCUAGAAUAUGUAAAAAGUCAUAAAAUGUAUCUUCCAUGCUACAUGUACAAUAAGAACUUCUAUAAUUGUAUAUAUGCCUUUGAUGUAUUUUCCCCUCAAGAUUAUCAACUGUGUGUUCGACAGUGAAUAUUCAAUCUGGUACCAGUUGAAAUUUUUGGUUAUAAAUGUAAUACGAAUUGUUUCACAAACAGAAAACAUGUAAAGCAGUAUUAAAAUUUGGCCAAACAAG